Messenger RNA from Mya arenaria, 4527 nucleotides. Its product is annotated as transcription factor SPT20 homolog. Gene Ontology annotation, molecular function: transcription coregulator activity. The transcript is spliced from 24 exons. Lineage: Eukaryota; Metazoa; Mollusca; Bivalvia; Myida; Myidae. Gene Ontology annotation, cellular component: SAGA complex. The coding region runs from base 132 to 3104 and encodes 990 amino acids. Gene Ontology annotation, biological process: regulation of transcription by RNA polymerase II. The record is from RefSeq and is a predicted model, not a curated record.
GAACGGUGUUCCUGCAAGUAUCUCCUCAAACAUCAGUCUGUCCAAAAUGUUAACUUUUUUACAAAAUACAUGCCAUACAAAAGGUCAUAACUAAUAACAAAAGAAUGUAGGAAUCCAAGUUCUUUUGAACCAUGAACUCCUUUGAAAGGGCUGUUGAUUAUGCUGAGUAUCUGGUGGAGCUUGGCAGACAGAACCCAGCAGCCCUUGUUAAAAAUCCACCAUCCGCGUCCAGCAAAGGGAAGUCCAUCCACCAGAAGCUGUUGGACCUGUACAUAGAGGAGACAGGCAAACAGCAGGAUGACCAGAAGCUGCAGUGUAACACCCAUCUGCUGCGGAAGCUGGUACGUCGGGAGAAGCUGAACUGCCUCAUUCUGAACCUGUAUCCAGGCAACGAGGGUUACUCGCUGAUGCUACGCAGCAAGGCAGGGAUCGAGACUGAGACUUGCAAACUACCGUAUGAGGUUACUGAGUUGUUGGAUUACAUAGAUGACUCUGAGCUUCCUCCUUUCCUGGUUGAUGUCUUGGAAAAGGCUCAGGUGAAUGUUUUCUACAGUGGCUGUGUGAUAGUAGAGAUCAGAGACUUCCGGCGGGCCACAAACGGGACAUUUGAUAUGCAGUAUGUCCUCCUGAAACCCAAUCCACAGACCCUGCUGUGUGAUAUAAACAACCUGACAUCAGACGGACAUGUGUGGACUCAGGAGGACCUGUACAUGUUGGAGGGGAAGUUGCUAUUGGCGACAGAGGAACCCCUGUGUCUAGACCCCUCCCCAGCAGUCGCCCUUGUGGCCAAUAGGCAGCAGUAUGAUAGAAACAAGCUGAACACGCCACAACUGAAAAGGCCAGUUAAAAAGUACACGCAGGCUGCGAUGAACAGGAAGCGGAAGUUUGCCCUUAGUUCUGCCCCUCGAGAACUACAGCUGCACGAGUUCAUCGCCAAGAAAAAAGAGAAAAAGACAUCAGCUGCUGCUAAACUUGGGAAAGCGUGUGUAGACUUCUGGAAGCAGAAGGCUGUGAGCCUGGUACCGCCUGACAGUGUAGAUGUGGACAAGUUUGCCCGCGUCAUGGACAAGCCAGACAAGAGGCUUAUCAUGGAAAACUCUCUGGCACUGGUAGAAGAGCAGGUAUUGGAAAGGGACGGGGUCCAGGAUAAGAAACUACUGGCCAAACUGACCAUCUAUCAUAGACCCCUGGACGACGCCCACAUCGGGGAACUGUACUUGGACCAUGAUUACGUGGAGGAUAAGUCCAAGGGGGCCACAUGCAGAUUUCUGCUUGGUAAUAAAGAUUCAGUUAGAAAGUACCUUGACCAGUUCCGGGAGAUAUUCACGGAGGAGGGUCGGCGGGCUGUGAAGAUCACCACCCAGAGGCCUGGCCAACCACCCCAGGUGACCUGUACCCAGACCACACCUACAAACCUCCCUGUCACAUCUGUUCCUGGUAGUGUGAGCGGUGCCAAAACCUCCACGUCUUCCACACAGCAGGCUAUGGAGGUGUCCCCAGUUGCAGGAAUGGGUGGGGUUGGAAUGAAGAGGACGAUGCCCAUACAGCUGGCUCUGUCCAUUGGGCCCACAGGCACUCCCAACCCCCCAGGUCAAGCAGUAUUUACACAACAGGCCACACCGAACCAGGCCCCUAACCAGAUCCAGCUGAGUAUGCCCACCAAUUUAAACCAGUCACCUGUGGGCGGAAUGAGGCUACCCUUGCAGAUAGCCAGUCAGCCCCAGUCGGCAUCCCAGCGUCUCAAGCAGCUUGGCAUUCACACCAGUAUUGCCCCCUCCGCCAGUCCCUCCACACAACAACCACCCAUAGCACAAUUGUUUGGGAGCCAGCCCGGACAGACACCAACCAUGCUUGCCCAGCAGCCUGGCCUCUCUCCCCAGAUUGCCCAAGGGGGUCGCACCCCGAGUCACACCCCCACUCCAACCCCACCCCCACCCAUCAUGUCACCCCCAACCCAGCUUGGCCGCAAGUCAAGCCUUACCGCAGAGUCCUCCACCAUUCACCACAUGGCCCAGACGGCACAUCAGACCAACCACGCUUCACUCGUUCAAGGUGACGGCUCUGCUUCAGCAUCCUCCACUCCCACUGUGAGCCACCCGCAACAACAACAGCAACAACAGCAGCAGCAGCAGGCAGCACCACAGGGUGGGGUAGUGAACAUCAACCUUGGCAACAGCUCCAACAUCACGGGCAUCCCUCCCAACAUCAACAUACAGAAUCUCACAGGGCUCCCUGGCAUGAACAUCGCCAACCUACAGGGCCUUCAGAACAUGCAGGUGUCAUUGUCCGUACAUGGAGGUUUAGCUGUGCCCAUUAGUAUGAUCAGUGCCAACCACCAAGGCAUCAUUGUCUCAUCUGCUGGAGCCCAUCAAAACUCACAGGGUGGUACUCCUUCCAUGCAAGGUCAUCAGCAGGGUCAGACAAGUGUGGUUACCAUGACAACCCAUCACCUUGUCAACACGUCAACCUCCACAGUGACAUCAGUCCCAGUCUCACAUGUUGUCACUGGUGUGAUAAGCCAGGGUGGUAGCAAUGUGAUGUCGGGCACAGGGAUGUUGUCUGUGCCCAUUAACCUUGGUCCAGGGCUGGUACAACAGGGCCUAAAGUCUGCAGGACAGAUCAGGGCCUCAUCUUCAAUGCCCCUACAGCUACAGUUUGGACAGCAGGGUAUCCAGUUUGUGAACCUUCAGCAGCAGCGGACCACCCUGAAGCCUGGGGCAGGACUCCAGCCUGGCCAGACCCUGGGGACAAUGGGGGUCAGACCCUCAACCUCCAUACAGGGGCCACUCACCACAACCAUCCUAUCAAAUCCGGGUCUGAGUGGAGGUCAACAGGUGCUCUCUCACCUGUCCCUUCAGGGCAAGCCCGGGCCAGGCGGAGGCAUCACCACCACCCUCACACCCCAGCAGCUUGUACAGCUACAACCACAGUUCCAAAUACAACAAACUUUCCAGAGGUCAGGUUUGCAGCAGGCGACCGGCCAGCCAACUCAGCAGCUUCAAUUUCACCAGAUCCUGAAGCAACAGCCACCACAGUCCCCCAUGACCUUCGGAGGAAAACCCAAGGCCAAGAAACGAACCACACCAACUCCACCCAAACAAUGAAGAGUUUCAUAGUGGUGAUUCAAGAAUUACAAUAUUUCUAUAACUUACAGUGUAUGCUGCCCAAUUGACCUGUUAACAUGAUGAUGAUUAUGCUUCAAUAAUGUUUACUUAUCUAUUUGUGUACACAUGUACAAAAUGAAAAAAAAUGUCUGCAUUAAGGUCUUCAAAGAAUUGAACAGUGGACAGUUUUGUAAACAUAAUGGCCGAGCUGCUACAGUAUGAUGUUUUAGCUUGUUGUUUUUGUCGAGCUCGCUUGCAGUGAGCUUGACAUAGUCGCCACAAUGGUGAUUCGUUGUAUGUGCGUCCGUCCAGGAGUAUGUUUGUCUAGUUUUGGCUUGUCCAGGCUGUAAUUUUGCCACGCAUUAGGGAUUCUAAAAUAACUUGGUAAAGAGUUCACCAUGAGAAGACAGUGUGACUCAUACAAGACCCAUUUCUAUAGGUCAAGUUCACAUUUGAUGUUCAUUGGUCUAAAUUCCAUGUAUUUUUGCUUGUCUGGGCUGUAACUUUGCCAUGGAUUGGGGGUUUUAAAGUUACUCCGUAUAAAUAUGCACCAUGAGAAGACGACAUGUUGCAUUCAAACCCCAUGUCUUAAGGUCAAAGGUCAAGGUCACACUUUAAGUUCUUAUGUUGUUGUUUUAAAUAUUGUUAGUGGCUUUCUGUUGAAUGGAUAAGGCAAUGAAAAAAAUGUACAAGUAUGCAACGAACAAGCUUUAAUAGCUAACUAAUCACUUUUGUACAUAUGAUAUAUGAACUUCUUUUUGCAUGUUUACAUAAAAUAAUUAAAAUUACAAUGGAUGAUAGGAUCAUGUCAAUAAGAUUAAUCUCUGUGUCUGAAAACUACUUGUUCACUUUUAUUUAUUCAAUGAAAUAAGGUGCAGGUAACCAUGUGUUCAAUAAUGAGUGUGGAUUGUUGAAAUAUCAGUUGUGAGGUUAAAAUAUUAAUCUGGAGAUUAACUUAUUUUGGUUUAAGAUUGUGUAAAAUUCUGUUGGCGUUUAAGGGGCUUCAAAUUGUUUUGUGUAAACUAAACCUCUCAAUACAAUGAAUUUUGUAUGAUUUGUGAUUUACUUAUUUUUAUAUUAUGACCGAAUGCCAUAGUAUUUGGGGGCAAUUUUUUAAGUGACUUCCAAAGUCAACUGUUUCUAAGUAAACACAUGUUAAUGAAUUUGUUUUCUUAUCGUACAGGUCCCACAGUCACUUUUUGGUGAAAUCAAGCCAGUAGUCUGUAUAUUUUUGUGAAAUUAUAAAUGCCUUGUGGAUGUUGAACCAGUUUUAAGAAAUAACAUAUAUUCCAUUUGUGAAAUGUAUUUUAAUAUAAUCAUUGCAAGAUUUUAAUGGAUUAUUAUAUUUGUUAUGCCUUACAGGCAUAAAUGUUUGUGUAUAGAAGGAUUUUGGAUCCAGAAAAAUAAACUGAAAAAAAUGGAA